Molecule: messenger RNA, 1840 nt
Organism: Hydractinia symbiolongicarpus
Lineage: Eukaryota; Metazoa; Cnidaria; Hydrozoa; Anthoathecata; Hydractiniidae
Product: major facilitator superfamily domain-containing protein 12-like
Exons: 7
Coding region: 1-1158 (385 amino acids)
Biological process (GO): carbohydrate transport
Cellular component (GO): membrane
Molecular function (GO): symporter activity
Source: RefSeq, a predicted model, not a curated record
AUGACGAAAGUAGCUGGACUAUCCGAAUCAAAUGCCGGAUUAGUAAUGCUAAUUGGUCAAUUGUCAGAUGCUUUAGGCACGCUAGCAACGGGUUACCUUUGUGAUAAAACAAAGAUUACAUGGUAUGGAAAACGAAAAUUUUGGCAUGGCAUCGGAACUUUAGCCGGUGUAAUCGCUUUUCCAUUUGUUUUCAAUACGUGUAUUAAUUGCAACGGUUCAGGAGAGAAGAUAAAACUAGCUUACUACUUAGCUUUCAGUAUUAUGUUUGGAAGUGGCUGGGCCGCAACUCAGAUAGCCCAUCUGUUUUUAAUCCCUGAAAUUACUUCCAAAGAAAGUCAAAGAGUAGAGCUAAAUGCCAUAAGACUACCUUUACCUAGAUCUGGGUUCACAUUUGCUUGUGGUAUAUUUAUUUAUGGUGCAACAUGGUUGUUACUCGGUACAGCAGAUGGAAACAUGAUUGAUCCUUCUGUGUCUAAACAAUUCACGGUAGGUGGAAAUUUUAUGUUAAGGACGUAUAUACUAGUUUUCAUUGUAAUUGGUACUGGCUUAGUCUUCUGUUUUAUCUUCCAUGUUGGUACAAAGGAAAAACGUUAUGUACAAACAUUGAAAGGCAAAAUAGAUAAGCUUUCAGUUGAGAUCAGCGGUUCUGAAAAUGCAGUAGAAAUUGUUGUCGGUAAAGAAGAGAAAAGCAUAACAUGGAAAGCUUGGUUAAAACACAGUCAAUUUUACAAGGUUGCACUGAUGUAUGUGACAGCGAGACUAGCCAUCAGUGUUUUCCAAUCUUAUUUUGCAUUGUACCUAACUGAUGCUUUACAUCUGAAAAAGGAAGCUAUCGCUUACUUUCCAUUAAUUGUACUUAUGGCUGGAUCUAUCACAACCUUCUUUAUUAAGUUUGUUACAAAAAAGAUUGGCGGUCAGUGGACGUACACCUUAGGUGCUUUAAUGAUUGUAGGAUCAAGCAUUUGGCUAUUUAUUGUUGAUAAAAAGCAUACGAAAUCUGUUUAUGGAGCAGCUUGGUUGGCGGGAAGUGGUAACUCUGUUAUUUUGGUUACAUCCCUUGCUAACAUGGCUGAGCUGAUUGGUACCAAUAAGGUAGCAACAAUGACUUCCGACUUUGUGUUGUUUUUACUAACUGUUUUGAUUUCGAAUAUAUUAUAAGUUAUUUUUUCCUUACUUCCUAGAGAUCAAGUGGUUUUGUGUACUCUGCAAUUAGCUUUAUAGAGAAGCUGUUGGUUGGAACGGUCAUUUUUAUCAUUCAAACUGUAAGGCCAAAUGUACGAUCAGGGUGAGUUUUAAGGUUAUUCUAGAAUGACUGAAUUAGUUUGUUUAUAACCUGUUUUCUAUAAUGAUACAUUUUUUUCAAGGUUUGUGUGUGAGGAAUGUGAAGUCUUCUCCAAGGUUGUUCAAGCUGCAAUUCCUGGCGCAUGCGCUUUGAUUGGUAUAUUUGCAGUUGUUUUUCUUCCUCCUUUUGGGUUAAGGCGCUUACAAUAUAGUACGUAGAUGUUUUAUUUUUUAAAAAGUAUUAUUAUAAUUUAAAAGUUUAAAUUAACAGUAUCAAUAAUUAUACUUAAACUUCUAGGUAAGCAAUCAUCAGCUCCUGUUAUCAGUGAAAAAAGUGUGUCGCAUUCCACUAAAAAGUCUAAACUAUCACGUGAUAUUCAAGUUAUCGGAAAACAACACAUUUACGUCAUUCAAUUAGGUCAAACAACCUCGUCAAACACACUUAAGAGUUCACGUAAGAUACAGACAGGGUGAGAAGCCAUGGAGAAAUGAAAUUUUUACGUGUAAUUAUUAUUUAAUGCUUGUUUGGCCUAUCUAGAAAUCCAAGUUAGGCAAAGGA